Podospora bellae-mahoneyi is the source of this 1467-nucleotide messenger RNA. RefSeq lists its product as uncharacterized. Lineage: Eukaryota; Fungi; Ascomycota; Sordariomycetes; Sordariales; Podosporaceae. The transcript has a single exon. Bases 1 to 1467 code for a protein of 488 amino acids. The record is from RefSeq and is a predicted model, not a curated record.
AUGCCUGGUUUAAUAACUCCCCGUAAGACGCGGUCGACCGUCAAGGACACCAAGGUCCCUCCUGCCACGUCGAGUAUUGCCAACUUAAAGAUCUCCAAGCUCUCGACCUUUGGGAAGGACGUCACUUCCGAGAAGAAGGCCACCACCGGCACCAUCUUUGGUCGCACGUCCAACAUUGAGAUUGUCCUCACUACAAAGAAGAGGAAGGUUCAGGACGAGGUCGAGCCCACACCCAAGAAGCAAUGUCGGGAGCCCGAGUCGAGACCAAUCCCGACUACCACUCCUGUUUCGAAAAGGAAGAAGACUGUCACAUUCGACCUGACUGAGAACUCCGCCCCGGCCAAGCCAACUCCAAAACGCGCCGCUCCGGCAUCCACACCCAGCAAGAAGCGGUCAUACCAAGCCGACGACGAGACCGAUGCCUCUUCUCACACCUCGGCUCUUCUGGAACGUCUCAACAUCCGAUCCCCCAUCCCGAAGCGCACCAAGACAGUUGUCACCCCAGCCCAAAAUGAUUACGACCUCCCCCAAGAGCUCCUCGACCUCCUCGACAUGCAGACCGCCUUCCUCAAAACCCUGAACAUGGAAUACGCCCACAAUGGCACCAACUCCCCCAUCGACCUCCGAAGCCUCUACCCCAGUGUCACCCGCACCUGGGGAAAGCGUAGAGUAUUACUCGUCGACAUUCAGCGUCUGCUCGGAGUCCUAACCUGGACACCCGCCAAGUCCUCCCCCGAACCCCUCUUCAUCCUCUCCGACUAUGGCCGCCAGAAAAUCUGCAUCCACUUCUCCCCAUCCCUACCUGCGGGCCCGAUCAGAGAGGCCGACUUGAAUAUGGAUUUCAAGUCCAACCUCCGCACGCUGUGGAUGUCCUCCAACAAGAACGUCACCCUCUUCCUCGGCACCCUCCCCAAGGCUCCAAUCAAGAAGUGCGAGAGCCUUCUCAAGGCCGCGAUCCCAAAGCAGACAACCCUUGACUCCCUCAAGGCUGGUAUCCAAGCCAGAAAAGAAGCCGAGCAAGCCGCCAAGGAGGAAGCCGCCAAGAAACUCGAGCAGGCGGUCAAGCCUGACGGAACAAAGAUGACGCUGCUGGAGCGGAUCAAGAUGAAGGAGGUGGAGCUGAAGAAUAUGCCCGCGGGUCCUACGCCUCAGGAGCUGCAGAGGCAGGCGGCGCUUCACAGGGCGGAGGAUGUGGCGGCCGUGAUUGGGAUGUUGUGCAAGGCCAGUGGUGGGCAGGCAAGGGUGUCGUUUACGAUGCAGCAGGUCCUGACCAAGCUGAAGGAUUCGCUGAGGACGCCGAUUAGCAGAGAGGACGCGGGGAUUUGUGUGAGGUUGUUGGCGGUGGAGGUGACACCCGAGUGGAUUAGGGUUGUGAAGCUGGGGGCGAGGGAGAUGGUGGUUGUUACUGUUGCUGGGCAGCCUAGUCUGACGGUGUUGAAGGAGAGAGUUGGCAAGUUGUUGGGUUGA